AUGCUGCAGCCGAGUCUUUACUACCUCACAUCCGCUUUGAGCGGUGAUAGCGUCUUUGGCAAGGCGACACCUAAGGCCGGUAGCAGCAUUUAUUCAAGCGAGUUGCUGAGAACUCCGCCCGGCGGUGACAUGCUUCCCAUGCCGCGGCUCUCCUUCUAUGAUGGCACAGCAGAGCUCACAACUCGGAACAGCUUCCUGGACGUGGACGUCCGCAGCAAGGAUGCGGACGGGGCCCGGCGCCGUGCCCACAGUGCUCCGCCGCGCGUGGCAUGCGAAGAGGCGACUGGCGAUGACAGCGACGAAGGAAAGCUGAUCUGCCACACGCCCAGCGAACGCACCGUGAGCACGGAGUACGGCGACUCCGAUGUCGACUUCGAAAGGCAGACGACAGGCUGCCCAGAGGAUCUGCAGAGCCUGGCGGGCUUGCAAGACGCGGAAGUUUCGGAGCACCAGAAGGAGGAUCUCACAUCGGUCCGCACAGUCAUGAUCAAGAACAUCCCAUGCCGAUGCAGAACCGACGAAAUUCUCCAUGCUGUCGAUUCCGUAGGUUUCGCCGGGACGUACGACUGCUUCUACCUCCCAAUGAACCGGCAGGGCAUGGGCUACGCGUUUCUCAACUUCACCGAGUUGGGUACCGCCGCAUGCUUCAAGGAUGCCAUUUCGGGCUACCGCUUCCCUGGCCGCAGGAGCACCAAGCGCGUGGAGGUGGCCCCCGCAGAGCUGCAAGGCCGAGAGCAGAUGAUGCAAUUUUUGAGUCAAACCCAAGUGAGCCUUCAUGUCUUCGGCCCGUGA
Molecule: messenger RNA, 792 nt
Organism: Symbiodinium natans
Lineage: Eukaryota; Dinophyceae; Suessiales; Symbiodiniaceae
Source: the annotation of a GenBank genome assembly